This is a messenger RNA of Cyphomyrmex costatus, 2038 nucleotides long. Its product is annotated as puff-specific protein Bx42. The transcript is spliced from 7 exons. Bases 614 to 2038 code for a protein of 474 amino acids. Gene Ontology annotation, biological process: mRNA splicing, via spliceosome. NCBI's taxonomy places the organism in Eukaryota, Metazoa, Arthropoda, Insecta, Hymenoptera, Formicidae. The record is from RefSeq and is a predicted model, not a curated record. Gene Ontology annotation, cellular component: spliceosomal complex.
ACUCGCACUCAUUAUACGCAGCACUACUAAAUUCACGAGUACUGCGAGUGUCGAGAAUCGGAAACUGAACUCUGCAUUGUGCCCACAGUCAGAGUUCUCUCUGCCACAGUGCAAUAAGUUGAAGUGAAAUAGAUAUACGUUUGUUUCACUUCAACUGCACUGUCUGAACUGGUGCAGACAGUGCAGGCAAAAAGAACAAGCCUCUAGUCUUCUUGGUUACGGACAUGGUGAAAUUCUUUACUCUAUGGUUACGGACGCGUUUCGGUUCGGGUGCUUUCCAAUUUCCAUUGUAUAUUUUUGAAAGUGUUGCCGACUUUGAUUGCGCAUCGCACCAUACAGAUGUGUGUCCGCGGAUGAGCUCGUCUCGAUUGUUCGUCAUUUGCACUUUUUGACGACUCAUAACGCGCAUUAUUGGCAGGCUCCCGGAGACCGGUCGAGCAACGCCAUUUUCGCGGUCAUUGCAUCACCCGUUCGUUUCCACUUUUUUGUACGGUUUACUUAUUAUACGGUUUCCCUUAAGACGUGAUCUGGCCGUAUCGUCAUAUUAAAUUCUCUGGAGGCGAGAGAGCCAUUAAUUAAAUAAGAAAAAGAAGAUACACAAAUCAUCUUCAGCAUGUCCUUGACAAACUUGUUACCUGCCCCCACUCAAGUGGUGUGGGAUAGGGAGGAUGAGGCUCGCGAACAAAAAUUACGCCAAAGACCGGUUUCAGCGCUGGUUAAAGCCGUUGUUACGGCACCACCUUAUGGACAGCGACGAGGUUGGGUACCACGCAAUCCAGAAGACUUUGGAGAUGGAGGAGCUUUUCCCGAAAUUCAUGUGGCACAGUAUCCACUUGGAAUGGGGAUGAAGGGCAAGGAAUCUACAAGCAAUGCCUUAGCAAUACAACUCAACGCUCAGGGAAAAGUAAAGUAUGAUCUUAUAGCAAGACAGGGUCAUAGCAAAGAUAAAAUUGUCUAUAGCAAGUUGAGUGAUUUACUACCGUCAGAAAUUACAAAUGAGGAAGAUCCUACCUUGCAACGACCUCUGGAUGAUGAAAUUGAUGAACUCACAGAUAAAACAAAAAAAGCGUUAGAAAAGAUAACGAGAUCAAAAAUUACAGCAGCUAUGCCUGUAAGAUGCGCAGAGAAACAAGCUCCGGCUCAGUAUAUACGUUAUACACCGUCCCAACAAGGACAGCCAUUUAACUCAGGUGCAAAACAGAGGGUGAUCAGAAUGGUAGAGGCACAAGUUGAUCCUCUGGAACCACCAAAAUUCAAAAUUAAUAAAAAGAUUCCGCGAGGACCUCCAUCUCCUCCAGCGCCUGUUAUGCAUUCUCCCACGAGAAAAGUAACGGUGAAGGAACAAAAAGAAUGGAAAAUUCCACCAUGCAUAAGCAACUGGAAAAAUGCAAAAGGUUACACCAUUCCCUUAGACAAACGUCUCGCUGCAGACGGUCGAGGGCUACAACAGGUUCAUAUUAAUGAGAAUUUUGCCAAGUUGGCAGAAGCUCUUUACAUCGCGGACAGAAAAGCUCGGCAAGCUGUCGAAAUGCGAGCGCAAUUAGAAAAGAAAUUGGCUCAAAAAGAGAAAGAGAAGAAGGAAGAUCAUUUGAGGCAACUCGCGCAAAAAGCUCGAGAAGAGCGCGCUGGCUUGAAAUCUGCAGCAACGUUAGAUAAAUCUGAAGAAUCACGUGAGAGAGAUCAACUUAGACAAGAACGGCACAAGGAUCGCGCUCGCGAACGUAAUUUAGCUCGCGCUGCACCUGAUAAACGUUCUCGUUUGCAACGCGAACGCGAGCGCGACAUUAGCGAACAAAUUGCACUCGGUUUACCAGCAAAAAGCGUUCCUAAUACGGGAGAAGCGCAGUUUGAUCAACGUCUUUUUAAUACCAGCAAAGGGAUGGAUAGCGGUUACGGACAUGACGACGAGUAUAAUGUCUACGAUAAGCCGUGGAGGGAUGGCAAUUCUAUUGCUUCGCACGUUUACCGUCCUAGCAAAAAUAUUGACAAAGACACGUAUGGAGACGAUUUGGAGAAAUUGAUUAAAACAAACAGGUGA